UGUAAGUCAAACAACGAAAUAAUCUCAUGUUUAACUUGUAUUAUAGAAUAUAUCAAUCAAUAGAGUAUAAUGGGAUUCAUAAAACAUCUUAUCGGUUUACUUCCCUUUAAAGUUGUGAUCAUUGCGUGAUUAUAAGUAAGAAUAGUAACCACAUUGUUAUCUGUAAGAUAAUGUCAAAUGUAGUAAUGCAUUGUUAAAAUUCGAACAUCGGCCUUAAACUAUGUAAUGCAAUGUCAACCAAGGGCAAACCAUUGUUAUACCUGAUAUGUUUAAAUUGUAUAUUUUUCAUACACAGCCUCCAGCUACACGAAAAUAUAUUAACGCUGAUAAGCAUCCACUCUGACGACGGCAGAAAUGUACAUGUUGAAUUUACUGCAUUUGGAAAACUCCGAGAAUACCAUGUAUUAAAAUCAUCACCUCCAAUUCUACCCGAUGAGCUGCCAGUUAUUACUAUAGAUAAAGAAAGCACAAAAACCCAAUAUAUUAGUUUGCAAGAGUUUAUUGUUAAUAUGUAUUUUUUUCAGCAUGGCAUUGAAUUUUACAGAGAGACUGAAGGACUUGGUGUCUUUAUUCUAAACAUGUUGCAGAAUUCAAACAACUGUUUUGCACUCAAUGGUAUUGUCUAUGAAGAUGGCCAUUAUCUGACGAUUGAACCCGAUGAACACAACGUUAAUUGUUCGUCUCUGUCUGGAAUACGACAUUUGGUACAUCGACGCCGGUAUCAUUCAGAUGAAUAUGGCCUCAAUUUGAAGACUAAAUGCAAAAACACAACGAAAAGAUUUCUUUUAGAUGGGAUCGCAAGUCAUCCGGAUUCAGUAUUACCAAUACCUGGAAAUGUUGAUGCGAAAGUGGAGAUUCUAGCCUGGACAGAUAUGUCAUUCACAGAAUCUUUCCAAAAACAACUCAAACAGAAAGAUGUGGAGUUGGAUAUUACAAAAUACAUAGCAACAGUGGUUCAUGCUGCAAAUGUACUUUACCAGCAUGCAAUCGUGGACAAGUCUUUGAAUGUCUCUCUGUAUUUAACAGGUGCUGUAAUAUGCAAGAUUCCUGAUUGCAGUAGAUUUACAUCUGAUUUACAACAUAACAAUAGUGUCGACAAUCACAAAGCACUCGAUAAAUUUGCAGAAACGCUCAAAGAUGCUUACACUAACUCUAUGUUAUCCUUUCAUUACGAUUAUGCAGUAGCUUUUACCAGAGAUGACCUGACCGACCCACAUGGAACACCAGUUGGUGUAUCCUUUACUGAUGACAUUUGCUCUAUAUCAGAUGGGAAAUCCUCAUCUAUUAUCGAGGAUCAAGGCGGGUAUAGCUGUAUAGGAACAUUUGUACAUGAAGUGGCUCACAUAUUAGGAUCUGACCAUGAUGGAUACUUUCGUGGAAAGAAAUGUGAUCCUUCGAAUGGUUUCCUGAUGGCAUCAUUUAAUCCACUUGCGAAAACCGCGUUUUAUUUCUCUCAGUGUACUGUCAAUUCUAUAAAGGAAAACUUACUAAAACCAAACGCAUCCUGCGUAUUUGAUACACCUCACAUCAACCAUCGAUACCAGUCACUAUCAACAGAAUUACCUGGGCAAAUAUACAAUGUGACGGAACAAUGUCGACAAAUAUAUGGUACAUCAUUCUGCUUGAGUAUUGGGACUAAACUAGAAGAUAUAUGUUAUAAGAUGUAUUGUUGGGAUCCACACUUGACAAAUGUGUGUUCCACGAAAUCAUCUGCAGCGCCUGGUACCUCAUGUGGACAUAAAAAGUGGUGUUCAAAUGGAGAAUGUGUUUAUGAUGCACGCGCACCCUGAUACAUGCAUUGCAUAUCCGCGACCAAGUGGUGG
Messenger RNA from Mytilus trossulus (common blue mussel), 1823 nucleotides. Its product is annotated as A disintegrin and metalloproteinase with thrombospondin motifs 3-like. Bases 231 to 1790 code for a protein of 519 amino acids. The transcript has 14 exons. Gene Ontology annotation, molecular function: metalloendopeptidase activity. The record is from RefSeq and is a predicted model, not a curated record. Gene Ontology annotation, biological process: proteolysis. Lineage: Eukaryota; Metazoa; Mollusca; Bivalvia; Mytilida; Mytilidae.